Messenger RNA from Vidua chalybeata, 912 nucleotides. It is a transcript of the gene SYCE3, whose product is annotated as synaptonemal complex central element protein 3. The coding region runs from base 53 to 601 and encodes 182 amino acids. Lineage: Eukaryota; Metazoa; Chordata; Aves; Passeriformes; Viduidae. Gene Ontology annotation, cellular component: central element. The record is from RefSeq and is a predicted model, not a curated record. The transcript is spliced from 4 exons. Gene Ontology annotation, biological process: spermatogenesis; synaptonemal complex assembly; reciprocal meiotic recombination.
GGCGGCGCGACCCCGGCGCCCCGGGGCACGGGGCCCUGGCGGCGGCCGAAAGAUGCCCGUGGUGUGGGACAGCACCGGGGCUUGGGCUCUCCAAGGGCUCCGGGGCAAGGGGGCUGCCCGGUUAACCUCAGUUUUACCUCGUUGUAUGAAGAGACACUUGGAACACCCAGCGUCCGAGAUGGCUGAAUCAGAAUCUCAGGAAGGAAACCAUUAUAACAGGGGGAAAAUGGUGGAGAACUUUAAAAUGGACAUGGAGGAACUUCUGGAGGAAAUGGAAAAACUAACAGUGCGUGCAGCCUGGAUGACCUACGACUGCGUGGCCAUCCAGACCAACCCAGACCUGUACAAUGCCAUGCAGCACUUGGAAGAUGUCUUCCUGAUGUGCAAAGAGCAGAUGGAGAAGAAAUGGCAAGAGGUGCUACCGGAAUCUAGAGGUACCCUUCUUUCUUCCUUGGAAACCAGAACUGCCCAAAGAAGCAGUAUCAAGUACUAUGCAACCCUCUCAAGUGGAAAGGCAGCACAUCCUUUUUCCAGAAAAGCUCCUUCUCGCAUUGUCAGCAUCACACAAACCAAGCAAGACCCCACAAGACCUUUUUUUUAGUACUCCUACUGCUAAGAUGAUCUGUGAUUCUGAUGCCUUAAACUUUCAUAUUUUUCAGAUUCUGUACUGCCUUAGUGUGUAACUCUGAACUCCAUAUGAAGUGUUAGCAAGUUCUCUUCACAAUUGAAUUAGACAAAACAAUCCUUCUCCAGCCUGAGAACCAAGGACCCUCUUACAGCUUCAGGCCCAAAAAGUAGAAAUAACAGCAAAUUGAGGAGAGCAACGUGGGAGAAUUGGACUUCAUACCUGAAGCUGUAAUUGGACAAUUAAGCCCAAUAUUUAAAUGUAGAAAAACCUAUAAAAGUGUGAAA